GGUGUCAUGAAUCAUCGAUCCUGCACUCUAUCCUACGUGUUGAACUCAUGCUUGGAUUGCACGCUGUCCCAGCGCUUUGCUUGUUCAAUUCCACCUUCGAACUGUGCUCACUCACCUCGCUCAAAACCAAGGAGCUGUGCUCUCGUCAAAUCCCAUAGAUCUAGAUCUGGUGUAGACAGUUAGAUAGAGAGUCUAUUACAUAGACACAGGCACCACGAAGAGAUUAGGCGUUCCUCAUAAUCAGUACAGUCGCUUCCGAAAUCUGAAGUGGGCGACAUUAGUGUUGCGUCGAGAAGAAGCUGAGGGCAAACGAACACAGGUGCUGCUCCUGGACAUAGUAAUAUGCCGCAGGUGAGAACGAUGGUUUCAGCAGCGACUGAUCGAUCAUCAUCCGCUCGAAGCAUGAAGAUGCUGAAAGAAGAACAUGCCCGACGUUGCUUCCACUUUCAUACCCACGCUCUCGUUCUACAUGGAUGGGCUUCUUCUUCGACUUAGCAAUGUGAGCCCAUCUAUGUGGAGCUUCAGCUUCCGACCAUGAUCAUUUGGGCGGAGGAGGCAGAGGUGAAGGUGAAGGUGGAGAUAAUUUGGACACCACCCUCGUAAAAUUGUCUCUCCUCAUUCGUCCAAUCGAUCGUCGAUCAGCAAGCCUGCAAGCCUGCAAUUCUGGUUGUUCGUGUGCAUAUUUGUUUGCUUGCUUGCUCGAUCGAUCGAUUGUGUGUGGCAUUGAUUAUUGAGCCGAGCCGCGAUGGAUUGGAACGCGAGCAUGAUGAGGAACCAGUUCCAGGCGACGAACAGAGAUGUGAGGAUCGAGAGCACGGCGAGGGCGUGGUGGGACGAUGUGCUGUACACGCAGCGGUGGAUCGAGCAGCCUCGACCGCGCUGGAACGCGGCCUACAUCACGCCGCGAGUGCGAUGGAAGAUCAGCACCACGGCGCUGGCGGUGACAUACGACAUUCUGGCUCGAAUCACCGGGCUCACAUUCCUCGUGGCGAUCUGGGUGCGCUUCGUGCAGCAGCAGUCGGGCAGCUCGUCCGACGACUGCCAGGACUGCUGCGUCCCCUGGAGCACCGUGGCCGGCGACCUGCUCAAGAGCCUCGCCGCCUUCACGAGCCUGUUCGGCGGCGGCCUGAACUGGUGGAUCGGCGUCUACGGGGCCGACCCGCAGGCCGAGCACCCCAUCGUCGCCGGCGUGCCGGAGCUCGCCGGGAAGUUCCUGGGGCUCUGGGUCGUGAGCAAGUUCGCCGCCGGCCGCGACAUCUUUCGCGGCGAGCUGGGCCUGGGCCAGUUUCUGCUGCUCUCGGUGGGCGGCGGGUUCGUCCUCCUGCUGGCCUGGAGAAUCAUCUACGUGGGCCUGACGCGGGCCUUCGACCGGGUCGGGGAGUGGAUCGGGGUCGGGUCCGCGGGGUUCCAGUACUCUCCGGACCGCCGGACCGACCCGUACCUGGAGCUCGGGAGCGCCAGCAUGCGCCUCGUCGGCAUGCCCACCGUGGCUCGGGAGCUGCUGCUCUUCGGCCUCAACACCUUCUCGAAGAACAGCUUCAGCCUCCCGAGCCUCGUCUUCGACUUCAAGCGCCUGGGCAUCCGCCUCGGCAUGUACAUGUUCUGCUCGUGGUGCAUCCCCGAGAAGAUCGAGCUCCUGAAGCUCGACAUCCGGAUCCACGCCCACAAGUGGCUCGAGAGCCCCAGGCCUCGCUGGCUCGGGUCCGCUCCUCAGGUCCGGUGGAUCGUCGACACCGAGCGCCUCGCGGUCCUCUACGACUUCGCGGCUCGGGCCGUAGCCUCGUGCUUCGUGCUGGCCUUGUGGGCUCUCGUCGCGGCACGCGACGAGAGCGACUCCGCCCUGACGUUUACUCUACUCUUCGGGGGCGCAGUGUCCUGGUACCACGUAAGCCUGUGCGGUGACCUGGACGACGUGGUGUUCACGGUCCGGGACAUUCUGGAGCUGCUGGCGCAGUUCCUGGGCGUGUUCUGGCUGGUUCGGCAGCAGGCUCGGGACCAGCUGGGCGGGGUGGGCGUGCAGUACGUGGUCAAGUGCUUGAUCUUCUCCGUCGGCGGGGGACUGCUGGUCUUCCUCUCGUGGCGCAAGGUAUACCGGCACGUGCUGGACGGGCUGAUUUACAACGUGGGCGAGUGGGUCGGCCUUCGGAGCUCGACUUUCCGCGAGCACUCGGCCUGGUGGACUGACCGGCGAUCGCAGGUUGUCCACUCGGUGGACCGGUUCGUGGUGCAGCCGGCCCUCGCCCGCGAGCUCUUCUGCUUCGCCUUCAGGUUCUGCCGCAUGGACAACGGCGGCGGGGGGGACCUGGGGACGCUCACAUCCUUGAUCGGGCCCCUUCAGAAUCUCGUCGUUCGCUCGUUCGCCAUUCUCGUCGCCAAGUGGCUCUUCCUCGUCGCCUUCAACGCCAUGGUGAGCUACGGGCUCCUCGAGCCUUUCUUCCCCGCGCAGCUCACGCUCAUGGUGCACAGCGGCGGGCUGGAUUCGGCCUCGGCUGAGAAUUCUCAUGCUCCUGACGACGAUCGGCAUGGCUCGGACCCUCCGGCUGCGGAACGCAUUUCUAAAUCUCCUGACCGCGAUUCUGAAUCCGAACCUCCCAAUCCAAAUGAAGAAGAAAAACCUCGGGCGGUAGGCGACGCAGACUCUGAGGCUCAUGCAGCCGAGAGCGACCGCAGUUCAUCAUGAAGCCUCCUCCUCCUGCCUGUGAAGCUGGAAUCUGAACUUCAGAAACUGCCUCGCGAUGUUCCGAGCUCGAUAGUUGUAGCACCCCAGGCUCAGCAAUGAAAUCAGGAAUUUCAUGAUGUCCAUUGUCGACAGACAGUGGCAUUUUCUGUUACCAACUGUAGAGCGACGGCCGAGGGUGACUCUUUUUUGUAUAGGGAAACCAUUAGUUUAUGAGCGAUCGAGAGGAGUUCAUAGGAAGAUUUUGGCAGCAGUCUUGUAAAUUAAUUAUCUCCUGAAUUGGAAAUAUCCUCCUGACAGAGUGGUGUCAUAUCGACCAUCGAAGGCGAAUGAGGCGAUUGUUUAUCAAAGGCUCUUUUUUUCUGUGAGAAGCGCCUCGAUGAGAAUUAAACUGCAGUGUGUUGCGCUUUUUCGCCCCUCGAU
Messenger RNA from Marchantia polymorpha subsp. ruderalis, 3100 nucleotides. The record is from the annotation of a GenBank genome assembly. Lineage: Eukaryota; Viridiplantae; Streptophyta; Marchantiopsida; Marchantiales; Marchantiaceae.